AGGCCCAGGGAGAGCAGGGCAGGCCCCUUUCCUCGCAGGGGCCUGCUCAGAGUUCAAGGGUUCUGGGGAGAUCAUCCAGGCUUCCUUUAAACUGCUGCUGCAGCCGAGCCUGGAGUUUGGAGUUUGACCUGUGUGGAACUUUCUCAGCAGGGAGGCAGAACCAUCGCUAUCCUCUGCCGCAAAGGACAGGAAAUCCCAGGGGUGUCCCUCCUCACAGUCCCUGAGAACCUAGGGCGGUAGGGUCUGCAUCCAGAAGAAGGACUGGGAAGUUCAUUCAGCACCAUGGAGAGCGGCACCCUCAGCCCUCAACCUCCACAGUCUGAUGCCCCGGAGGCUUUCUCCCAGAAGAGCCUGGAGCCCUGGGACAUUGCUGUCUUGGUUCUGUACUUCCUCUUUGUCCUGGCUGUUGGAUUAUGGUCCACAGUGAGGACCAAGCGAGACACAGUGAAAGGCUACUUCCUGGCUGGAGGUGACAUGGUGUGGUGGCCGGUGGGUGCAUCCUUGUUCGCCAGCAACGUUGGAAGCGGACACUUCAUUGGCCUAGCAGGGUCCGGUGCUGCUGUGGGCAUUUCUGUCGCUGCCUAUGAGCUUAAUGGCUUGUUUUCUGUGCUGAUGCUAGCCUGGAUCUUCCUUCCCAUCUACAUUGCUGGCCAGGUAACCACGAUGCCAGAAUACCUAAGGAGGCGCUUCGGGGGCAGCAGGAUCUCCAUCACCCUGGCUGUGCUCUAUCUAUUCAUCUACAUCUUCACCAAGAUCUCAGUAGACAUGUAUGCAGGUGCCAUCUUCAUUCAGCAGUCCCUGAACCUGGAUCUGUACCUAGCCAUAGUGGGGCUGCUGGCCAUCACAGCUCUGUACACCAUUGCAGGUGGUCUGGCUGCUGUUAUCUACACAGAUGCGCUGCAGACUGGGAUCAUGCUCGUAGGGGCAUUCAUCCUGAUGGGCUACAGUUUUGCAGCUGUUGGUGGGAUGGAAGGCCUGAAGGAUCAGUACUUCUCAGCCCUGGCUAGUAACCGGAGUGAGAACAGCAGCUGUGGGCUGCCCCGAGAAGAUGCCUUCCACAUCUUCCGAGACCCAGUGACCUCUGACCUCCCCUGGCCUGGGAUCCUGUUUGGAAUGUCCGUCCCAUCUCUCUGGUACUGGUGCACAGAUCAGGUGAUUGUUCAGCGGAGCCUGGCUGCCAAGAACCUGUCUCAUGCCAAAGGAGGUUCCCUGAUGGCAGCGUACCUGAAAGUGCUUCCUCUUUUCCUAAUGGUGUUCCCUGGUAUGGUCAGCAGAGUCCUCUUUCCAGAUCAAGUGGCCUGUGCUCAUCCCGACAUCUGCCAGCAGGUCUGUAGCAAUCCCUCUGGCUGUUCAGACAUCGCAUAUCCUAAACUUGUGCUGGAACUUUUGCCCACAGGACUCCGUGGGCUCAUGAUGGCUGUGAUGGUGGCGGCUCUCAUGUCCUCCCUCACCUCCAUCUUUAACAGCGCCAGCACCAUCUUCACCAUGGACCUGUGGACCCACAUCCGGCCACGGGCAUCUGAAAGGGAGCUCAUGAUUGUGGGCAGGGUGUUUGUGCUUGUGCUGGUGCUGGUCUCCAUCCUCUGGAUCCCUGUGGUGCAGGCCAGCCAGGGAGGCCAGCUUUUCAUCUACAUCCAAUCCAUCAGCUCUUACCUACAGCCGCCAGUGGCUGUGGUCUUCAUUAUGGGAUGUUUCUGGAAGCGUACCAAUGAAAAGGGUGCCUUCUCAGGUCUGAUCUUGGGCCUGCUGCUAGGAUUGGUCAGGCUGGUCCUGGACUUUAUCUACGUGCAGCCUCGGUGUGACCAGCCCGAUGAGCGCCCAGCUGUGGUGAAGGAUGUCCACUAUCUCUACUUCUCCAUGAUUCUGUCUUCUGCCACCCUCAUCACUGUGAUCACCGUGAGCUGGUUCACAGAAAAACCCUCCAAAGAGAUGGUCAGCCGCCUGACUUGGUUUACUCGUCAUGAGCCUGUGGUCCAAAAGGACCCAGUGCCACUGGAAAACCCCCUGACUACAAACCUUCCUCAGAAUGGGACUACAGAGGCCACCAGCACCAGCAUCCAGUUGGAGACAAUUCAAGAAAAUAAGAGCAAAACCCAUAGCCAGGAUGUGUCCCCCAAACAGUCCAAGGUGCUGAAGGCUAUGCUGUGGCUCUGUGGAAUGGAAAAGGACAAAGAGGAGGCCCCAAGCAAAGCAGAACCUGUGAUAAUUUCCUUGGAGGAGAAUCCCCUGGUAAAAACCGUGCUGGACGUCAACUGCCUUGUGUGUAUCAGCUGCGCCAUCUUCCUCUGGGGCUACUUUGCCUAACGCGGGGGAGUCCGGGGAAUCCAAGCUCUCUGUGUGUUUUCAGUGCCUUGUUAUUUUUUUUUUAACAAUAGAAAACAAAAUGAUAAUAAAGCCUGUGUUUGUUUACCAUAAA
Messenger RNA from Peromyscus maniculatus bairdii (prairie deer mouse), 2416 nucleotides. It is a transcript of the gene Slc5a11, whose product is annotated as solute carrier family 5 member 11. Gene Ontology annotation, biological process: transmembrane transport. Gene Ontology annotation, cellular component: plasma membrane. NCBI's taxonomy places the organism in Eukaryota, Metazoa, Chordata, Mammalia, Rodentia, Cricetidae. Gene Ontology annotation, molecular function: D-glucose:sodium symporter activity. The record is from RefSeq and is a predicted model, not a curated record.